AUGGAUUUCUGGAAGACACUUUGGAAAGUUUUGAUACCUAACUCUGCAAAGGUUCAUGUAUGGCGUGUGUGCAAUAAUAUUCUCCCUUCUUUGGAGCGGUUAGCUUCGAAACAUGUGAAUGUGGAGUCACAAACUUGUGUUUUAUGUGAGGUGGAGAUGGAAACAACGUUACAUCUCUGCAGGAAUUGCUCUUAUACAAAGCAGGUUUUAUAUGCCAAUCCUUAUCUUAAGCGUACCUGCUAUGAUCCACAAACUGAUCACCUCAGUGUUUUGGAUUGGUUACGUUUUUGUGCUAAGGAACUGUCCAUCAAAGAGUUGGGCGACUUGAUGUAUCUUCUAUGGGGUAUCUGGAAAGAAAGAAACUGUCGGGUUUGGGAAGCUAAACGCACGCCUGCUUGUGAUGUAUUGAUCAGGUCAAUGUCUCGACUACAUGAUUACCGCUUUCAUAAUUCAAAGUUAAGGAGUGAAGCAAUUAGAUGUCUGAGGGUUGAGAAAUGGAAGCCUCCUUCAAUUGGAACUCUCAAAGUUAAUAUUGAUGGUUCAUUCUAUGAGUCUACAAGACAAGGUGGAUUUGGAUUUGUGAUACGGGAUUCAGAUGGACAAUUUAUUGUUGGUGGGGGAGGUCCUCUCAGUCAAUUGUUAUCUCCAGAACAUGCAGAACUUUCAGCUUUUCAAGCUGCUCUAGAUUAUAUAAUGGAACAUGACAUGCAACCGAUGGUAGUGGAGACUGACUCUACCAAGGUCCAGCGCCAACUGACUACUGCUGCUAUGCCUAACACAUCUACACUAGGAAGGGUGUAUGAUGACCUGUUGAUGUUACUGGAGUCACAGCCAAAUGUGACUAUUGUGCAUGCUAGAAGAGAUGCCAACAAAGUGGCACACUUGCUAGCCUCUCAAGCUUCUUCUUUUUCUCAAGUUUGUUUUUAUUCAUUUCCUCCUCAGUUUCUAUUAGCUGCAGUUGCAGCUGACCUUUGUUCCAUGUAA
Messenger RNA from Rosa chinensis, 984 nucleotides. RefSeq lists its product as uncharacterized. Bases 1 to 984 code for a protein of 327 amino acids. The record is from RefSeq and is a predicted model, not a curated record. The transcript has a single exon. Lineage: Eukaryota; Viridiplantae; Streptophyta; Magnoliopsida; Rosales; Rosaceae. Gene Ontology annotation, molecular function: RNA-DNA hybrid ribonuclease activity; nucleic acid binding.